Phanerochaete carnosa HHB-10118-sp is the source of this 2523-nucleotide messenger RNA. RefSeq lists its product as uncharacterized. The transcript has 6 exons. Bases 172 to 1935 code for a protein of 587 amino acids. The record is from RefSeq and is a predicted model, not a curated record. Lineage: Eukaryota; Fungi; Basidiomycota; Agaricomycetes; Polyporales; Phanerochaetaceae.
AUUGAUUGUAUCGAUCUGAAGUACGAGGCCGACCAAAACGCGUUGUGAAGUACAGAGCGGGGUACGACAUGUGGACGUACGUAGCUGGGGAUAAGAGGCUACCGAGUGCGAGCUUCUUUAUCAUCUCCUAAUGCAGGCGUUGACCAAAGUCCAGUUCAGUGGACGUCUUGGAUGUCACACACGCGAGUCCAUCCGCCUAGCCUCGAAGAACUUGCGGCAGAUCUUGAGCGACAAGGGCGCGUUCGUCUCAAUGCUGCGCUAAUAGAGGCCCGUGACAUUGAAGAGAGACUUCAAAUCAUAGCCUCAGCUUCGGCCUCAGCCUCGCCAUCUGUUACUGCUACCUCUGCCGCUCAGCAACAGGUUCAGUCCGCCCACUCUGCUGCUCCUGAGUACGACCAAAAAGCCGAAAAUUGGGCUCGAGGUGCUGGUGCCGGCCCAAUUACGCCGAAGGCACCCCCUGAACAACCACAGCCAGCUAGUCAGCCACUAUUCAAUGACGAACCCCAAGCUUGGAUUCCGCGCGCUGUGCAACGGGAUAGUGCCUUUGCCCUCACUCUAACUCUGCCAUCACCGUCGAGCAUGCUCGCCUGUCUGCUACCACUCCUGCUCUUGCCAACUUUGUCUUCUGCGUACUCGUUCAACUUCGGCAGCACGCCCGAGGAAUGCGAGGGCCUCACCAUCUCCCUCACUGGCUCUGGUAACCCGCCUUAUAGCGUUUUAAUCAUCCCUUUCGGUCCUUCUCCCCUGCCCAACAAUACCGAAGUCCGCACAAUCUUCCAGCAGAGCUUUAGUGGCACUUCGACCUCAUUCCAGCUGAAAUACCCUCAAAACUCCCAGUUCGUUGCUGUCGUCAGUGACAGCUCCGGCUUUGGCUCAGGAGGCACCAGUGGUGUUGUGACAGUUUUGUCGGGAGGGGGUUCAAGUUGUUACAGCACCGAUUCUAGCGUCGCCCCGCUUUGGGUAUACAGCCUCGUCCCCAAUAGCCUUACACAGUGUGCAAACACACGUAUCUGGUGGGAUCCUGCAGCUAAUGUUUCAGGGACUCCGUUCUUUCAAGGAAUAAUUCCUGGUGGCCAGUCCUUCUCCGUCCCCGUUCCCGCAAAUAAUCUAUCGCAAGUUCCUGAACAAGGCAUAGGGUUUAACUGGACCCCGUCCGUGCGCGCAGGAACGACUGUCAUCUUGCUUGGAGGUGACAAUCACGGGCCAGGUACAGGAGGAAGCUCAACCUACAUUGUCAAUUUUGGUGACAACUCUUGUCUUAACGACCAAUCGCCGUCUUCAACGCCUGGUUCUCCUGCGGGUGGGAGCUAUCCAACGAGUACGUCCGGUGCGGGUAUAGGUAGUAGUAGCUCUGGACAUCAUACAGAUGUGGGUGCCAUCGUCGGCGGAGUAAUUGGAGGUGUUGUCGGGGCUGUCGCGCUGGCCCUUGUAAUUGUGUUUUUUGUCCGCCGACGCCGCUUCCACGAAACACAGAAGCAGAGGCCGAUGGAUCUCCUUCACGAAAACGACGGCAGUAACGACAAUCUCCCACAAUUCUACAGGCCUGAGCCCUUCGUUGUUCCCGGGCCGUCGGCAUCAUCAACUGCAGUAAAUACAGGUCCCGAGGUUCGCGCUGCGACGGAUACCCGACCGAGCCUCGACCAGCGCAACUCACACUAUUCGGCGCUCACCGCCGAGCAGGCUCAGUCUCUGCGUGCGUCUACGCCCGAUCAGUCGGCUUCCACCUCCACGUACUUGCGCAAGUCGCCUGCGCCACCCAGCUUCCGACCCGUUAACAUCGUGCAGCAUGAAGAUGCCGGCCCCAGGGCAGACAUGGAAGAGCCCGAGCCCGAGACAAUCGAACUGCCCCCCGCGUACACAAAUAUUCGACCGACUGCACCACCAUCACCACCACCACCACCACCUGCCUCUACUGGAGAAGUCCUCUCUUCAUAGGCAUCAAGCCGCUCAUCGUAAGCUGCGACAUUCGUAAGCAUGCUGGACCACUCACUGAAUGAUCUGCAGUGACCAUUUCUCCCUGUUUUACUUUCGUAGUACCUUCAGAGCUGUGUCACUCUUUCGCUUGCCUCGCGCGGACGUUAUAUUCGCUCGUGGCGAGCAAGUCCCGAGACUAACUGGAUUACGUCGGAUAGGGCUGUCAUUACUCUUUCCUUAAUGUCCUUCUCUGGUACACUCUUUUACGGACUCUUCGUUCGUGCAUUACUGUGAUUUAUCAUUGAAGAUUACGCCCCCUCCACCGCUUCCUUAACCAAUCAUCCUACAUUACAUGUAAUCAUCGCCAAUUGUGCGGUUUGUUGAACUAACACAGCCACUCGCGCGAAACACUGUCAGCUCUAGUGACUUCGUCAAUUGACCAGUAUCGAGUCUGUGCCCGCGCAGCUAAGUCGAUGCAACGAGUAAAGGUAUGUGCCUGAGCAGACGUGUCGCUUACUAGCCUGGAUAUGCUUGCGGGAAUGGUGUCCAGCGGUGGUCACAGCAGUUUCCUUUCGCUACGCGGCUUCUGUUGGCAUAGAGUAUAUGGUC